CAUCGGCCACCUGGGCUCAGGUGCGCAGUAGAGAUGAAGCUCCAUCCUCCAGGCCUGCCGUGAAGCCACGAUCUAGCUCUGCUCCAGGAUUCAGUGUCGGAGACGCAGCUCCCAGGGCAGAGCUGGACAUCUUUCUGCCCGUGGCUGCAGUGCUGGCUCUGGUCCAGACACCCAUUCUGGCUUUGUGUGUGGGAGGAGCACUCGCUAUUGUGCUCCUCCUUGUAAGAGCCCCAAUUUCCCAGACUCCAUCUGGGAGUGCUCAGCUGGGGCCACAUUCCAGCAUGGUUUCGGGGCUCAGGCGUGAGGACACAGCAGCCUCCGGGGCCAAGAGGGAAGGCCCGAGAAGCUCGACGCCGGUGUCGGGCCUGCUUUGCACCGCAGCGGGCAAUGCCUGUGCUCCAGGGCUCGCUCAGGACAGCGCAGCUGCCUGGAGCCCUCAGCACGAGUCCCAUAACUGCCUGGCCACGGUGAAGGAGCAGGCUCCCUGCGCUUCUGGCCAUUCGGACCGGGAUUGGGCAGCAGUUCCUGCCCAAGAAGCUUGCCACCAUCUUUUGCUGGGCAGAGAGAUUGUGCGCAGCCGGAAGGAGCCUCCUGCCCUGACUGCAGUUCCCCAGCUGAUGUCGGAGCAGCUCCCCAGGAUGGAUGUGAAUGAAGAUGGCUUGGCCCCAGUUAUGGAGGAGGCCUACGGGUCAGAGGUCAUCGAGGCAAGCACACCGGAGGAGCAAGUAGAGGGCUUGCUGCGUGCCCAGUUGAUCCAGGACACCAUCUUCAUUAAUAAUUUCUUGGACACCUACAGGAUGUUUCAGAACACCCACGAGGUCGUGGAUCUACUCUUCAACAGGUUCUGGACUUUUGAAGCCCCCAUGGGCUGCUCAGGAAGGACUGCUGCCCUUCCCCACUGCAGCCAGGAGAUGAUUCCUCGGGACCAGCGCUGCUAUGCCAUCUCGGGGCUCAUAAACACCUGGCUGGACCGCCGCCCGCAGGACUUCUUGGAAGCUGCCCAGCAUCCGUGCCUCCAACGCCUCCGGGCUCAACUGCGGCUCCAUAUGUGUGGCUCCGAGCUGGAGCGCCAUGUCUCCCAUCUCCUGGCGCAGUUGGGGAUCCAGGAAUCCAUCCCGGGCGAGGCUACGGCUCCGGCAGCAGCCGCCCUGGUGGCUGUGACCCCGACUCGCGAGCUGGCUUCCGCUCCCAGCCGGAGGGUGGCCCUCUGCACGCUGGGUGGAACAGCGACGGCUGCCCGAGCGCAGGCCCCUUCAGCCUUGAAUCCGGCUGGCAGGCGUCUGGGAGCCCAAGCUGCGUGUGUGGAUGAAGAGCCACGGGCCACGCCGGCUCUGCUGCCUAGGCCUGAAGGGGCACGAGCAGCCCGCGGGGAGGCGUCAUCAUCCCCCACUUGGGCUUCGGAGCUUAGUGGCCAGGGACCAGCGGCGGCCGGUGCUGAGCUGGAGCCCUCCUGCUCCGGGGCUCCGGGGUUGAGUGGAGGAGAAGCAGCGGUGCGCUCUGGGGAGAUGCAGCCCUGCUUCAGCUUGUUACCUGUGCUCGGGGCCCAGCCUGCCCCAGAAGCCAUCGCUGAGGCAGAGCCAGCGUCCACCUUGGCUCCCCUUCUAAGCGCUAGAUCUUCAUUCUUCACUCCUGAGCUGGAGCUGCUCAUGUACUUAGCGCUGCUGCUCUUUGACCUGGGAGCUCCGGCUGCGCUGCUCUGUGGACUCGCAGUACUGGCUCUGCUGCUCUGUGCCAUGCAGGCUCUAGGCUCCCGUGUCCCAUCGGAGCCAGCGUCCCCCAUGGCUCGGGGCCCCGGUGCUGAUGGAGCUCCAGCAUGGAGUGCUGCCGACAGGGAGCCGUGUGCCAGCGGGGCUCCCAUGGUCCCUUGCAGCCAGCCGGCCUCCAGUGGUGUGCCGGCAGUGGACCUGAUCCAGAUCCUGGCGCUGCUUGUCUUCCGAGGACCCGAAGGCAUGCUCUCAGAUGUGGGAGUUCGCUUUCUGAUGCUCCAUGCGUUGAGAUCAUUCAAUUCUUGUGCCCAAUCAGAGUCACCUACCAGCUUGGCUCUGGUGCACAGUGCUCAGGGAGCAUUGGGAAGUAGCGUUGACGAUGAGGCCAGUUUGCCCUCGUCUCCUCCUCUCAGUCUUCAAGACCCGGACUGCAGUGCAGACCUGGAGGUGCUUCUCUCCUUAAGUGUGUUGUUUUACCGUUUUGGAGCACCAGCUGUGGCGCUCUUUGUGGUUGGAUUUCCGGCCAUGGUUCUUGUCGUGGUGAGAGCUAUAGCCUGUCACGCGGGCUUGGAGCCAUCGGCCACCUGGGCUCAGGUGCGCAGUAGAGAUGAAGCUCCAUCCUCCAGGCCUGCCGUGAAGCCACGAUCUAGCUCUGCUCCAGGAUUCAGUGUCGGAGACGCAGCUCCCAGGGCAGAGCUGGACCUCUUUCUGCCCGCGGCUGCGGUGCUGGCUCUGGUCCAGACACCCAUUCUGGCUUUGUGUGUGGGAGGAGCACUCGCUAUUGUGCUCCUCCUUGUAAGAGCCCCAAUUUGCCAGACUCCAUCUGGGAGUGCUCAGCUGGGGCCACAUUCCAGCAUGGUUUCGGGGCUCAGGCGUGAGGACACAGCAGCCUCCGGGGCCAAGAGGGAAGGCCCGAGAAGCUCGACGCCGGUGUCGGGCCUGCUUUGCACCGCAGCGGGCAAUGCCUGUGCUCCAGGGCUCGCUCAGGACAGCGCAGCUGCCUGGAGCCCUCAGCACGAGUCCCAUAACUGCCUGGCCACGGUGAAGGAGCAGGCUCCCUCCGCUUCUGGCCAUUCGGACCGGGAUCGGGCAGCAGUUCCUGCCCAAGAAGCUUGCCACCAUCUUUUGCUGGGCAGAGAGAUUGUGCGCAGCCGGAAGGAGCCUCCUGCCCUGACUGCAGUUCCCCAGCUGAUGUCGGAGCAGCUCCCCAGGAUGGAUGUGAAUGAAGAUGGCUUGGCCUCAGUUAUGGAGGAGGCCAGCGGGUCAGAGGUCAUCAUGGCAGGCACACUGCAGGAGCAAGUAGAGCGCUUGCGGCUUGCCCAGUUGAUCCAGGACUCAAGCUUCAUUUACUACUACUUGGACACCUACAGGAUGUUUCAGGACACCCAGGAGGUGGUGGAUCUACUCUUCAGCAGGUUCUGGACUUUUGAAGCCCCCAUGGGCUGCUCAGGAAGGACUGCUGCCCUUCCCCACUGCAGCCAGGAGAUGAUUCCUCGGGACCAGCGCUGCUAUGCCAUCUCGGGGCUCAUAAACACCUGGCUGGACCGCCGCCCGCAGGACUUCUUGGAAGCUGCCCAGCAUCCGUGCCUCCAACGCCUCCGGGCUCAACUGCGGCUCCAUAUGUGUGGCUCCGAGCUGGAGCGCCAUGUCUCCCAUCUCCUGGCGCAGUUGGGGAUCCAGGAAUCCAUCCCGGGCGAGGCUACGGCUCCGGCAGCAGCCGCCCUGGUGGCUGUGACCCCGACUCGCGAGCUGGCUUCCGCUCCCAGCCGGAGGGUGGCCCUCUGCACGCUGGGUGGAACAGCGACGGCUGCCCGAGCGCAGGCCCCUUCAGCCUUGAAUCCGGCUGGCAGGCGUCUGGGAGCCCAAGCUGCGUGUGUGGAUGAAGAGCCACGGGCCACGCCGGCUCUGCUGCCUAGGCCUGAAGGGGCACGAGCAGCCCGCGGGGAGGCGUCAUCAUCCCCCACUUGGGCUUCGGAGCUUAGUGGCCAGGGACCAGCGGCGGCCGGUGCUGAGCUGGAGCCCUCCUGCUCCGGGGCUCCGGGGUUGAGUGGAGGAGAAGCAGCGGUGCGCUCUGGGGAGAUGCAGCCCUGCUUCAGCUUGUUACCUGUGCUCGGGGCCCAGCCUGCCCCAGAAGCCAUCGCUGAGGCAGAGCCAGCGUCCACCUUGGCUCCCCUUCUAAGCGCUAGAUCUUCAUUCUUCACUCCUGAGCUGGAGCUGCUCAUGUACUUAGCGCUGCUGCUCUUUGACCUGGGAGCUCCGGCUGCGCUGCUCUGUGGACUCGCAGUACUGGCUCUGCUGCUCUGUGCCAUGCAGGCUCUAGGCUCCCGUGUCCCAUCGGAGCCAGCGUCCCCCAUGGCUCGGGGCCCCGGUGCUGAUGGAGCUCCAGCAUGGAGUGCUGCCGACAGGGAGCCGUGUGCCAGCGGGGCUCCCAUGGUCCCUUGCAGCCAGCCGGCCUCCAGUGGUGUGCCGGCAGUGGACCUGAUCCAGAUCCUGGCGCUGCUUGUCUUCCGAGGACCCGAAGGCAUGCUCUCAGAUGUGGGAGUUCGCUUUCUGAUGCUCCAUGCGUUGAGAUCAUUCAAUUCUUGUGCCCAAUCAGAGUCACCUACCAGCUUGGCUCUGGUGCACAGUGCUCAGGGAGCAUUGGGAAGUAGCGUUGACGAUGAGGCCAGUUUGCCCUCGUCUCCUCCUCUCAGUCUUCAAGACCCGGACUGCAGUGCAGACCUGGAGGUGCUUCUCUCCUUAAGUGUGUUGUUUUACCGUUUUGGAGCACCAGCUGUGGCGCUCUUUGUGGUUGGAUUUCCGGCCAUGGUUCUUGUCGUGGUGAGAGCUAUAGCCUGUCACGCGGGCUUGGAGCCAUCGGCCACCUGGGCUCAGGUGCGCAGUAGAGAUGAAGCUCCAUCCUCCAGGCCUGCCGUGAAGCCACGAUCUAGCUCUGCUCCAGGAUUCAGUGUCGGAGACGCAGCUCCCAGGGCAGAGCUGGACCUCUUUCUGCCCGCGGCUGCGGUGCUGGCUCUGGUCCAGACACCCAUUCUGGCUUUGUGUGUGGGAGGAGCACUCGCUAUUGUGCUCCUCCUUGUAAGAGCCCCAAUUUGCCAGACUCCAUCUGGGAGUGCUCAGCUGGGGCCACAUUCCAGCAUGGUUUCGGGGCUCAGGCGUGAGGACACAGCAGCCUCCGGGGCCAAGAGGGAAGGCCCGAGAAGCUCGACGCCGGUGUCGGGCCUGCUUUGCACCGCAGCGGGCAAUGCCUGUGCUCCAGGGCUCGCUCAGGACAGCGCAGCUGCCUGGAGCCCUCAGCACGAGUCCCAUAACUGCCUGGCCACGGUGAAGGAGCAGGCUCCCUGCGCUUCUGGCCAUUCGGACCGGGAUUGGGCAGCAGUUCCUGCCCAAAAAGCUUGCCACCAUCUUUUGCUGGGCAGAGAGAUUGUGCGCAGCCGGAAGGAGCCUCCUGCCCUGACUGCAGUUCCCCAGCUGAUGUCGGAGCAGCUCCCCAGGAUGGAUGUGAAUGAAGAUGGCUUGGCCCCAGUUAUGGAGGAGGCCUACGGGUCAGAGGUCAUCGAGGCAAGCACACCGGAGGAGCAAGUAGAGGGCUUGCUGCGUGCCCAGUUGAUCCAGGACACCAUCUUCAUUAAUAAUUUCUUGGACACCUACAGGAUGUUUCAGAACACCCACGAGGUCGUGGAUCUACUCUUCAACAGGUUCUGGACUUUUGAAGCCCCCAUGGGCUGCUCAGGAAGGACUGCUGCCCUUCCCCACUGCAGCCAGGAGAUGAUUCCUCGGGACCAGCGCUGCUAUGCCAUCUCGGGGCUCAUAAACACCUGGCUGGACCGCCGCCCGCAGGACUUCUUGGAAGCUGCCCAGCAUCCGUGCCUCCAACGCCUCCGGGCUCAACUGCGGCUCCAUAUGUGUGGCUCCGAGCUGGAGCGCCAUGUCUCCCAUCUCCUGGCGCAGUUGGGGAUCCAGGAAUCCAUCCCGGGCGAGGCUACGGCUCCGGCAGCAGCCGCCCUGGUGGCUGUGACCCCGACUCGCGAGCUGGCUUCCGCUCCCAGCCGGAGGGUGGCCCUCUGCACGCUGGGUGGAACAGCGACGGCUGCCCGAGCGCAGGCCCCUUCAGCCUUGAAUCCGGCUGGCAGGCGUCUGGGAGCCCAAGCUGCGUGUGUGGAUGAAGAGCCACGGGCCACGCCGGCUCUGCUGCCUAGGCCUGAAGGGGCACGAGCAGCCCGCGGGGAGGCGUCAUCAUCCCCCACUUGGGCUUCGGAGCUUAGUGGCCAGGGACCAGCGGCGGCCGGUGCUGAGCUGGAGCCCUCCUGCUCCGGGGCUCCGGGGUUGAGUGGAGGAGAAGCAGCGGUGCGCUCUGGGGAGAUGCAGCCCUGCUUCAGCUUGUUACCUGUGCUCGGGGCCCAGCCUGCCCCAGAAGCCAUCGCUGAGGCAGAGCCAGCGUCCACCUUGGCUCCCCUUCUAAGCGCUAGAUCUUCAUUCUUCACUCCUGAGCUGGAGCUGCUCAUGUACUUAGCGCUGCUGCUCUUUGACCUGGGAGCUCCGGCUGCGCUGCUCUGUGGACUCGCAGUACUGGCUCUGCUGCUCUGUGCCAUGCAGGCUCUAGGCUCCCGUGUCCCAUCGGAGCCAGCGUCCCCCAUGGCUCGGGGCCCCGGUGCUGAUGGAGCUCCAGCAUGGAGUGCUGCCGACAGGGAGCCGUGUGCCAGCGGGGCUCCCAUGGUCCCUUGCAGCCAGCCGGCCUCCAGUGGUGUGCCGGCAGUGGACCUGAUCCAGAUCCUGGCGCUGCUUGUCUUCCGAGGACCCGAAGGCAUGCUCUCAGAUGUGGGAGUUCGCUUUCUGAUGCUCCAUGCGUUGAGAUCAUUCAAUUCUUGUGCCCAAUCAGAGUCACCUACCAGCUUGGCUCUGGUGCACAGUGCUCAGGGAGCAUUGGGAAGUAGCGUUGACGAUGAGGCCAGUUUGCCCUCGUCUCCUCCUCUCAGUCUUCAAGACCCGGACUGCAGUGCAGACCUGGAGGUGCUUCUCUCCUUAAGUGUGUUGUUUUACCGUUUUGGAGCACCAGCUGUGGCGCUCUUUGUGGUUGGAUUUCCGGCCAUGGUUCUUGUCGUGGUGAGAGCUAUAGCCUGUCACGCGGGCUUGGAGCCAUCGGCCACCUGGGCUCAGGUGCGCAGUAGAGAUGAAGCUCCAUCCUCCAGGCCUGCCGUGAAGCCACGAUCUAGCUCUGCUCCAGGAUUCAGUGUCGGAGACGCAGCUCCCAGGGCAGAGCUGGACCUCUUUCUGCCCGCGGCUGCGGUGCUGGCUCUGGUCCAGACACCCAUUCUGGCUUUGUGUGUGGGAGGAGCACUCGCUAUUGUGCUCCUCCUUGUAAGAGCCCCAAUUUGCCAGACUCCAUCUGGGAGUGCUCAGCUGGGGCCACAUUCCAGCAUGGUUUCGGGGCUCAGGCGUGAGGACACAGCAGCCUCCGGGGCCAAGAGGGAAGGCCCGAGAAGCUCGACGCCGGUGUCGGGCCUGCUUUGCACCGCAGCGGGCAAUGCCUGUGCUCCAGGGCUCGCUCAGGACAGCGCAGCUGCCUGGAGCCCUCAGCACGAGUCCCAUAACUGCCUGGCCACGGUGAAGGAGCAGGCUCCCUGCGCUUCUGGCCAUUCGGACCGGGAUCGGGCAGCAGUUCCUGCCCAAGAAGCUUGCCACCAUCUUUUGCUGGGCAGAGAGAUUGUGCGCAGCCGGAAGGAGCCUCCUGCCCUGACUGCAGUUCCCCAGCUGAUGUCGGAGCAGCUCCCCAGGAUGGAUGUGAAUGAAGAUGGCUUGGCCUCAGUUAUGGAGGAGGCCAGCGGGUCAGAGGUCAUCAUGGCAGGCACACUGCAGGAGCAAGUAGAGCGCUUGCGGCUUGCCCAGUUGAUCCAGGACUCAAGCUUCAUUUACUACUACUUGGACACCUACAGGAUGUUUCAGGACACCCAGGAGGUGGUGGAUCUACUCUUCAGCAGGUUCUGGACUUUUGAAGCCCCCAUGGGCUGCUCAGGAAGGACUGCUGCCCUUCCCCACUGCAGCCAGGAGAUGAUUCCUCGGGACCAGCGCUGCUAUGCCAUCUCGGGGCUCAUAAACACCUGGCUGGACCGCCGCCCGCAGGACUUCUUGGAAGCUGCCCAGCAUCCGUGCCUCCAACGCCUCCGGGCUCAACUGCGGCUCCAUAUGUGUGGCUCCGAGCUGGAGCGCCAUGUCUCCCAUCUCCUGGCGCAGUUGGGGAUCCAGGAAUCCAUCCCGGGCGAGGCUACGGCUCCGGCAGCAGCCGCCCUGGUGGCUGUGACCCCGACUCGCGAGCUGGCUUCCGCUCCCAGCCGGAGGGUGGCCCUCUGCACGCUGGGUGGAACAGCGACGGCUGCCCGAGCGCAGGCCCCUUCAGCCUUGAAUCCGGCUGGCAGGCGUCUGGGAGCCCAAGCUGCGUGUGUGGAUGAAGAGCCACGGGCCACGCCGGCUCUGCUGCCUAGGCCUGAAGGGGCACGAGCAGCCCGCGGGGAGGCGUCAUCAUCCCCCACUUGGGCUUCGGAGCUUAGUGGCCAGGGACCAGCGGCGGCCGGUGCUGAGCUGGAGCCCUCCUGCUCCGGGGCUCCGGGGUUGAGUGGAGGAGAAGCAGCGGUGCGCUCUGGGGAGAUGCAGCCCUGCUUCAGCUUGUUACCUGUGCUCGGGGCCCAGCCUGCCCCAGAAGCCAUCGCUGAGGCAGAGCCAGCGUCCACCUUGGCUCCCCUUCUAAGCGCUAGAUCUUCAUUCUUCACUCCUGAGCUGGAGCUGCUCAUGUACUUAGCGCUGCUGCUCUUUGACCUGGGAGCUCCGGCUGCGCUGCUCUGUGGACUCGCAGUACUGGCUCUGCUGCUCUGUGCCAUGCAGGCUCUAGGCUCCCGUGUCCCAUCGGAGCCAGCGUCCCCCAUGGCUCGGGGCCCCGGUGCUGAUGGAGCUCCAGCAUGGAGUGCUGCCGACAGGGAGCCGUGUGCCAGCGGGGCUCCCAUGGUCCCUUGCAGCCAGCCGGCCUCCAGUGGUGUGCCGGCAGUGGACCUGAUCCAGAUCCUGGCGCUGCUUGUCUUCCGAGGACCCGAAGGCAUGCUCUCAGAUGUGGGAGUUCGCUUUCUGAUGCUCCAUGCGUUGAGAUCAUUCAAUUCUUGUGCCCAAUCAGAGUCACCUACCAGCUUGGCUCUGGUGCACAGUGCUCAGGGAGCAUUGGGAAGUAGCGUUGACGAUGAGGCCAGUUUGCCCUCGUCUCCUCCUCUCAGUCUUCAAGACCCGGACUGCAGUGCAGACCUGGAGGUGCUUCUCUCCUUAAGUGUGUUGUUUUACCGUUUUGGAGCACCAGCUGUGGCGCUCUUUGUGGUUGGAUUUCCGGCCAUGGUUCUUGUCGUGGUGAGAGCUAUAGCCUGUCACGCGGGCUUGGAGCCAUCGGCCACCUGGGCUCAGGUGCGCAGUAGAGAUGAAGCUCCAUCCUCCAGGCCUGCCGUGAAGCCACGAUCUAGCUCUGCUCCAGGAUUCAGUGUCGGAGACGCAGCUCCCAGGGCAGAGCUGGACCUCUUUCUGCCCGCGGCUGCGGUGCUGGCUCUGGUCCAGACACCCAUUCUGGCUUUGUGUGUGGGAGGAGCACUCGCUAUUGUGCUCCUCCUUGUAAGAGCCCCAAUUUGCCAGACUCCAUCUGGGAGUGCUCAGCUGGGGCCACAUUCCAGCAUGGUUUCGGGGCUCAGGCGUGAGGACACAGCAGCCUCCGGGGCCAAGAGGGAAGGCCCGAGAAGCUCGACGCCGGUGUCGGGCCUGCUUUGCACCGCAGCGGGCAAUGCCUGUGCUCCAGGGCUCGCUCAGGACAGCGCAGCUGCCUGGAGCCCUCAGCACGAGUCCCAUAACUGCCUGGCCACGGUGAAGGAGCAGGCUCCCUGCGCUUCUGGCCAUUCGGACCGGGAUUGGGCAGCAGUUCCUGCCCAAGAAGCUUGCCACCAUCUUUUGCUGGGCAGAGAGAUUGUGCGCAGCCGGAAGGAGCCUCCUGCCCUGACUGCAGUUCCCCAGCUGAUAUCGGAGCAGCUCCCCAGGAUGGAUGUGGCGAUGAGCAAGGGCCUCGUGCCCUAUCGGAGAAUCUUCCCGAAUGACUCUCUCCUGAUUCACGUGGACGACGACAACGUGCAGGAUGAGAGAAGCAAAGGGAAGCCAUUGAUCAAGUGGCGGCUCCCGGCCAAUCCAAAAGACCUUUCUCCAGAGGACCAAGAAGAAGCACAGAGUCCGCUUCAGCCGUCCUCCCAAGUAGAGAAAGGGCCAAAACCUUUAACAUCAUCUCCCCUUGGUCUGGCUGGACCGGGGCUAAUGACCGCACCCCUACACAGUGGCCCCGGCCACACCUCCCCUGCAUUCACCUCCAAUCCUGAAACCCUCUGAAUCCUCCUUCCCCAAUCCUGUAUUAAGUGAAAUGUGGCAGCCUUGCCUACUAGAAUGUUACAAAAAAAAAAAAAAAAAAAAAA
Perognathus longimembris pacificus (Pacific pocket mouse) is the source of this 10180-nucleotide messenger RNA. RefSeq lists its product as uncharacterized. NCBI's taxonomy places the organism in Eukaryota, Metazoa, Chordata, Mammalia, Rodentia, Heteromyidae. Bases 282 to 10097 code for a protein of 3271 amino acids. The transcript has 20 exons. The record is from RefSeq and is a predicted model, not a curated record.